Molecule: messenger RNA, 795 nt
Organism: Eubalaena glacialis (North Atlantic right whale)
Lineage: Eukaryota; Metazoa; Chordata; Mammalia; Artiodactyla; Balaenidae
Gene: CCDC92B
Product: coiled-coil domain containing 92B
Exons: 3
Coding region: 16-795 (259 amino acids)
Source: RefSeq, a predicted model, not a curated record
CAGGCCUGGGUUGCCAUGGAUACCGUGUCCCUGGAGCAUCAGAUCCAGAGCGUGCAACGCCACAUCAGCUUCCUGAAAAAAGAACAGAUGGCCCUGCUGCGAGACCUGCACCUGGAAAUCCUGAGGCUGCAGAAACGCUGCUCAGAACUGACCCAUGACCUGGAAAUGAAAGAGGCCCAAUCUCACCAGCAAGAGUUGGCGUCCCGGGAGCUGGAGAGCAAGUGCCGCGAGCUGGAGUCACAGCUGGCGGCGCGGGCGGCGGCCAACGCGGAGCUGCGGCGGGAGGUGGCGCAGCGCGAGGCGCUGGUGUCGGCGCUGCGCUGCAGCCUGCGCGCCGAGGAGCGCCGCUUCCUGGAGGAGCUGCGUCGCCGCAGCCACCGAGCCACCGUGCUGGGCACUGAGCUGCAGAAGCACACCGAGGCGGCCGCCUACCUCUCCUGCCAGCUGCACGCGGCGCGCCAGAAACUGCAGACUCCGCGCCCGGGCCCCGGCGCCGCCGCCUCCGCCGCCGCCGCCGAGCCCCGGAUCCGCCGGCGCGCACAGCGGGCCCGCCGCCCGCCCGCAGCCGAGGCCGCCGCCAAGGGCCCGGGUUGGGACUGGGCCGCCUGGGAGCGCUCGGCCGGCGCCCCGGACGACGCCGAUGCCAUGCCAGACCCCGCGCUCUUCCUCUACGCCCGGAGGCCCCUGCGGCCCGGUGGCCGCAGCCCGCGCCAGCCGCCUCCCCAGGAGCCCCCUGACCAAGCCGCCCCGCCGGCCGCGCACAGCCCGCCCAGUGCGCCGGCGGACCCGGAGUAA